CUUAAAAUAUAAUAAUUUAUACAAUAUACAUGUUCAUAUAAAUGAGUAAACGUAUAUAUAUCCAUAUAUACUAUUGAAGCACUCUCAUUUUAUCAUUUACAAUAAAAUAUGCUAUUCACUAAGUAUUAUUUAAUAGGAAUAAUAAUAUAUAUUGCUUUAAUUAAUUCAAUUUAUACACAUUCUAAUCAUUAUUAUAAUGGACUUUUAGAACAUUCUAGAAAAAAUUCAUAUGACGCUGUAAACUUUCCAUUGAAAACAAUUAAUGAACGUAAAUAUGAUAUGGAAGAUGGAGCUGGAUUUGUACCAGAUAAUUAUGGUAAUCAUGAUAACCACGAUGAUGAAAAUUAUGAUUCAUAUGAUAGUAAUAAUUAUGAUGAUGGUGAAGCGCAUAAUUAUGGUCAUGUUAAUUUAGCAGAACAAUCAAUGAAUAAAUUAAAAGAGUUAAAACGUCGUAAAUACAAUGAAUAUUAUAAAAGUAAUGAUGAAGAAGAAGAGGGAGAAUAUGGUCAACAUGGUGAUGAUAAACCACAUGAAUAUCCGCGUGAAGAAUCACCACAACGAUCAACUGAAGCGCCGAGAAGAACUACACCCAGGCCAAAUUCGUUGGCAGAGUAAAGUAUUCACCUACUAAUUGAGAAUAUUCAGAUAAUGAAUUAAAAAUAUCAACAUGUAAAUGAAUUAACUGACUUUUCCAAUGAUCUAAUAUCAUGAAUAUAUGUUGUACUAUUUAAUAAAACAAUAAUGUCAUCAACUGUUCAUUAAUAUAUAUUUCUUAGCGUAGGGGAUUGAGGAUACUUUUGAAUUUUGUAGUUUUAAACCACAGAUUAAUUUUAAUUACAUAACUAAUAGAAAUUAGUAAUCAUUAGAUAGCUGUACCGUCUUAGUAUGGGACUCGCCAAAAGUAGGCAUAGUGUUUUUUUGUUGUCGAUUUUCUAAUCUCAGUUGUGUGGGAUAACUUCAUAGGUAAUGGUAAGUUUUGUUGUUGUUCUAAAAUUGUCACCAUUACUAUUAAUAUCUUACUAAUUAGCAUAACUAUUUGAAUAUAAACGAAUGAUUGGGUGUUAGAGACAUUUUGUUGCUAUGUAAUGACAUUUUAGAUUGCAUUAAUUAAUGAUUCUUUAU
This is a messenger RNA of Schistosoma intercalatum, 1122 nucleotides long. NCBI's taxonomy places the organism in Eukaryota, Metazoa, Platyhelminthes, Trematoda, Strigeidida, Schistosomatidae. The record is from the annotation of a GenBank genome assembly.